AUGACUCAAGCACCACAAUCCCGUUCACGCUUCGUCAUGGCCUCAGUGCUCCAAAGCUUGGCAUCGAAGCCAAGAUCACAAAAACAGCCGGCGUCUGUGUCUAAUGCCAUUGCGCAUCAUACCGGGGAUAACAGACAAGGUGCUUCGGAAACCAUGGAAUCCGAUGCUAUUCAUGUUGACCCGCAUUUCAACAGGAAUAUCCUCAAAAGAUACAAUGCACAAUGUUCGACCAAAACGCCCUUCAGGGAGCCACACCCAAAAAGAGUCAAGAAGGCUUCUCCUCCCCACUGUGGGCAAUUCGUUGGGAAGGCAGAGUCGCCUGCACGACUUGCGGGGAGCGAGUGGUCGCCUGGAAGGGGUUUGGCCCUGGCGUUUUGUAGUCACAGUACCGCAAGGUUAGACUUUUUAAAGUCCAAUCCCAAUGUUUGUGCCGCGUCAGACAAGGCUCAACAGGGUUCAAGGCAAAAAUCGCAGUACGUUGGACAGUUAGACUGA
This is a messenger RNA of Melampsora larici-populina 98AG31, 495 nucleotides long. RefSeq lists its product as uncharacterized. The transcript is spliced from 6 exons. NCBI's taxonomy places the organism in Eukaryota, Fungi, Basidiomycota, Pucciniomycetes, Pucciniales, Melampsoraceae. Bases 1 to 495 code for a protein of 164 amino acids. The record is from RefSeq and is a predicted model, not a curated record.